Fusarium oxysporum Fo47 is the source of this 1362-nucleotide messenger RNA. Its product is annotated as cytochrome P450. The record is from RefSeq and is a predicted model, not a curated record. Gene Ontology annotation, molecular function: heme binding; iron ion binding; monooxygenase activity. NCBI's taxonomy places the organism in Eukaryota, Fungi, Ascomycota, Sordariomycetes, Hypocreales, Nectriaceae. The transcript is spliced from 2 exons. The coding region runs from base 1 to 1362 and encodes 453 amino acids.
AUGCUCAACGGCAAAGUCUACGCCGCCUUCGAUCCCGCGCUCCUCCAAACCCUCCUCCGCAACAAAACCGCCUCCUUCGAGCCCUUUGUCUUUGACUACGCGAAAAAGACAUUCGCGCUGAAGCACGAGACUUUUGCGAAAGUUAAAGUACCGGGAGUUUACGAUGAAUUUACAGAGGCGAUUCAUGCGAGCUUCCAGGUUAGGCAUUUGCAUCAGAUGAAUGUGCAUUUCCUGGGUAGCAUCGCUGCGAAGCUGAACCACGCGACGAUACGUGCCGAUUCGAUCAAUGCGGGAAAGGAGACGGUCGCAAAUGGACGGUUACACGUGAAGAAUCUUUAUCUCUGGUGUCGCGAUGUUAUGAGCCUUGCUACAACGCGAUCUCUCUACGGCGACACCGAUCCUUUCAAUCGCGAUCCCUCUUUAAUUGAAGACAUGUGGCUUUUCGAAGAAUCAGUCCCCUACUUCCUCCUCUCGCUCUUCCCAUCAAUCACAAUGCCAAAAGCCUACAAAGCGCGCUCCACGCUCCAAAACAUCGCUUGCAAAUGGUACUCCGAAGACCACGACAUCCACGAUCCCAGCGUCUCCGCCCUCGUACGAAAUCGCGCCGGGGCACUGCGAAAGAACGGUCUAACGGGGUAUGAGAUCGGGAAGUUUGAGGUUAUUCUUCCGAAUGUGGCGACGCUUAAUGCUGUGCCGACGUUUUACUGGCUUUUGUUGUAUAUCCUCGACCGACCGGAUCUACUCGCGCGGAUACGAGCCGAAGCUGAAGGUGCAGUUGUUAUAGAAGAUAAUAAUGGGAAGAGGAGUGCGACGUUUAAUAUAGCGGAUUUUGAAGAGAAGCUUCCUCUGCUGGUGAGCUGUUAUCGCGAGACACUACGUCUUGCGAACCAGACCCUCAGCAUGCGACGCAUCCUCGAAGACACAAGCAUCACGACGCCCGAAGGAACAACAUAUAUUCUUAAAAAGGGUACAGACCUGCAACUCCCCGCUGGCGUAGCACACUACGAGGACAGUGUCUGGGGCGCAGAUGUCAACGUCUUCAAUCCAGAGCGCUUCCUCCCAUCUUCCAAGGGAAACUUUGAAGAGGAGCGCAAGCGCAAGGCAGCGUAUAUACCCUUCGGCGGCGGUCGCCAUCUCUGCCCAGGCCGAAACCUCGCUUUCGCAGAGAUCAUUGGGUUCGCGUCUGCUCUGCUGCUAGGCUUUGAGAUUGAGGCUGUGGGGAUGGGGUUUGGCGAUGUCAAGAUGCUGGGGCCGCAACUUGCGGGCGGGACGGUGCGGCCUAAGAGGUAUGGCGCUGGGUUGGGAGCUGAGAUAGCGAUGAGGGAGGGAUGGGAGGAUGUUGAGUGGAGGUUUGAGUGUUGA